Musa acuminata AAA Group (dessert banana) is the source of this 1618-nucleotide messenger RNA. RefSeq names its product ethylene-responsive transcription factor CRF1-like. Lineage: Eukaryota; Viridiplantae; Streptophyta; Magnoliopsida; Zingiberales; Musaceae. The coding region runs from base 463 to 1422 and encodes 319 amino acids. Gene Ontology annotation, molecular function: DNA-binding transcription factor activity; DNA binding. The transcript is spliced from 3 exons. Gene Ontology annotation, biological process: regulation of DNA-templated transcription. The record is from RefSeq and is a predicted model, not a curated record.
CGUAAUCCGACCCAUCUCCCAUCUCUCUACCGACCUACUAUAAACCCUCCCCUUUCCUCUCUCACACUGUCUCCCUCUCUUUUGCUUGCUCCAAAACCGAGGAGAAAGAGAGAGAGAGGGAGGGGACGAGAGAGGGAGCUCUGAUUUAUGUCUACGAGCACUGCUGCCUCGUUCCAUCGUCAAGCUCGAGCUCUCUGGACUCGCCCCUUCCUUACCUCUGCUCUUGAAUUCAUGACUCCGAACAUCGAUUCGAUGCGCUUGAAUUCGUCGGGAGCUGGUUUUGGAGUGGAGUCCUUUGGGUUUCUCCUCCUGGAUCGGUAUUUCUUCAUCUUCUUGCUUCGGAUUAGAGGAGGAACCCUACCUUGACCAACCCUGUUCUCUCUCCUGCUAUUUUUUCUUGUGUUUUGCCCUUUUCUUUUGUGUUGUUUCCGAAUUUUGGGGGAGUUCCAGAGGGAGAUUAAGAUGAUGGAGCCGCGGAUUCAACAGCUCUGGAGCCGAUACAGGAUGCGAAGGAAGAGGAAGAUGAAGAAGUUAGACAGCUUGUGUUCGAUCAGAGAUCUGAAACCACCGAUGAUGAGGAGGAAGAUGAGUAGUGGGAAGUUGGAGAGGUCGAGCGCCGCCAGAUCGACUCCCGUCCAAAGAAUCAGGGUCUUCUUCACCGAUCCCGAUGCCACCGACAGUGACGACGGCGACGAGGCUGUGAUGAAGCAGUGUAAGCGAGUGGUCCGGGAGAUCCACGUGGACCGGAUCGCUAAAACCCUAAAAACCCCAGCCGAUCCGGAGAACGAGAGGAGGCAGAAGAAGAAGAAGGAAGCGGCGAGAGUGGCGGUGCCGUCGCCCGCGGCCACCGGCAGGCACAAGGGCGUCCGGCAGCGGCGGUGGGGCAAGUGGGCGGCGGAGAUCCGGGACCCCAUCCGACGCGCCCGCCUCUGGCUCGGUACCUUCGCCACCGCCGAGGAGGCGGCUGCCGCGUACCGGGCUGCCGCGUCACGGCUGGAGGAGGAGAAGCGCCGUCUCCAGCACUCUGGGCCGGCGGAGGGCUCGGCCUAUUCCUUCGUCUCCGUCCCGUCCCCGUCCUCAGUCCUCACACCGCCAGCGGCGACGGCGGAGGAGAAGGCUGAGAGAACCAUCGCGGAGCUCUUCAGGGAGCGGCGGGUAGAGGUACCGGCCGAGAUGGACUUCGAUGCGCUUGACGGAGAUGCGCCGUUCUUGCUGGGCGAGCUGGGGGAUGACUUGAUCGGAUUCGACGAUGGAUUUGACGAUCUCCCACUCUGGGGGCAGACAUUGGACGGAAUAUGGACGCUCCAAUUCUGGGUGGUCCCUGUUUGUGACAUCGGCAGUUGGAUCAAGUCAACAAGGAGUGCCAAACAUAUCAGCAUCUUCUCUUGCAUAUCUCGGAACUCUUUAGGAUUCGUCCUUUAGAAUAAACCUUAGAAUUGUGUGCUUCAUUUUUCUUGCAUCUUGAUCUGAAUGAUUUGUUGAAUUUUAUUGGUACUAAGACCAAAGAAACAAGUAUUAAUUGGUUUAUAACUUAAUUGGUAAGAUGUAUUCAAUAUUUAUAUACAUUCAAAUCUUGGAUAUUGAUCUUGAUGGAAGGGAAUAUCCAAGAUGUCUUUUA